Lolium perenne is the source of this 1337-nucleotide messenger RNA. Its product is annotated as beta-carotene hydroxylase 1, chloroplastic. Gene Ontology annotation, cellular component: chloroplast. Gene Ontology annotation, biological process: xanthophyll biosynthetic process; carotene metabolic process. Gene Ontology annotation, molecular function: iron ion binding; beta-carotene 3-hydroxylase activity. The record is from RefSeq and is a predicted model, not a curated record. NCBI's taxonomy places the organism in Eukaryota, Viridiplantae, Streptophyta, Magnoliopsida, Poales, Poaceae.
CCACAAGUUGACUCCUGCGACGACCCACUUGUCCCCCAGCGUACGCUUCACUCUCUCGUUCCACGAGCCGGACCCCUCAAACCAGCGCUCCACCCCGGUCGGACGCUAGCAAAACCCAGGACCGCCUCAUCUCAUCUCAUCUCAUCUCAUGGCCGUCGCCAGGCUGGUGGCCGCGCCAUUCCCUCUCGCCGCCUCCCGCCCCCGCGCCCGCGGCCCGCCGGCGCGCCUCGCCUUCGCGCCGCUCCCGCUCUCCCCCACGCGCCGCGUCGCCGUGCCCGUCGUCCUGCGCGUGGCCUCCGACGGCAGGGCCGACGCCCCGGAGGUGGAGGUCGAGGAGGAGGCGAACGAGGCGCGGAUGGCGGUUUCGGAGCGCAAGGCGAGGAAGGAGUCGGAGCGGCGGACCUACCUGGUGGCGGCGGUGAUGUCCAGCCUCGGGAUCACCUCCAUGGCCGCCGCCGCCGUCUACUACCGCUUCGCCUGGCAAAUGGAGGGAGGCGAGAUUCCGGUGACGGAGAUGUUGGGCACCUUCGCACUAUCCGUGGGCGCGGCGGUGGGGAUGGAGUUCUGGGCGCGGUGGGCGCACCGCGCGCUGUGGCACGCCUCGCUGUGGCACAUGCACGAGUCCCACCACCGGCCCCGCGACGGGCCAUUCGAGCUCAACGACGUCUUCGCCAUCGUCAACGCCGUGCCCGCCAUGGCCCUCCUCGCCUUCGGCUUCUUCAACCGCGGCCUCGUCCCGGGGCUCUGCUUCGGCGCGGGGCUCGGGAUCACGCUCUUCGGGAUGGCCUACAUGUUCGUCCACGACGGCCUCGUCCACCGCCGCUUCCCCGUCGGGCCCAUCGAGAACGUGCCCUACUUCCGGCGAGUCGCCGCCGCGCACCAGAUCCAUCACAUGGACAAGUUCGACAGCGUGCCGUAUGGGCUCUUCCUCGGGCCCAAGGAGCUGGAGGAGGUGGGCGGGACCGAGGAGCUGGAGAAGGAGAUUCAGAAAAGGAUCAAGAGAAGAGAGACCCUAGACGCUAUGCAAUGAGAAACAAAUAGCUGCUCGGUUCAUCAUAGGUAUUCUGCCUUCUUGUGAUUGCGGAAUACAGGUUUUGUCUGAAUUAAUGUGGUCUGUUCAUAGAAGAGGAAGAGGGAUAGUUUAGUUAGAAAAUGGUAGCUGGCUUGGGUCAGUCGGUGGAGCACACUGGUAUUAGAGAUGUUGUGCUGGUGCUGGUGCAUGUUGACGCCUCCUGGUACUGUAUGUGGAGCUGACGUACUGUAUCUGUUACUGUAUUAUUAUUAUCUUACUGUAUCGUGCUGCUGACUGUAGUGGGACAGCAUAGUAUCGUAUAAAA